Messenger RNA from Fragaria vesca subsp. vesca, 1206 nucleotides. RefSeq names its product ER membrane protein complex subunit 7 homolog. The coding region runs from base 206 to 829 and encodes 207 amino acids. The transcript has 7 exons. NCBI's taxonomy places the organism in Eukaryota, Viridiplantae, Streptophyta, Magnoliopsida, Rosales, Rosaceae. Gene Ontology annotation, molecular function: carbohydrate binding. Gene Ontology annotation, cellular component: EMC complex. The record is from RefSeq and is a predicted model, not a curated record.
GCAUUUCAGGACUCCUGAGAAUUCGGGGAUUCCAAUCAGAGCAGAAUCAGAAGAGUGAACCCACAGCUGAUUGGGCGGCCACACCAAAUAUAGCAAAAGUGCGUAACAUCAGAUCAAUCGUUUACAAAACAAACUCUCUUUCUUUCGCUCUGAAACUGUCGCAGAAAGCUCUCUCUACUCUCUCUCGUCGUUGCUGUAGGUAGUUAUGGGGUGGAGCUGCCGAUCCAAACCCGUCCUUUUCUUGCUUCUCCUUCCGUUUUGCUUCAUCAUCAUCUCUCCCUCGCUAGUAUCUGCGGGGUCGGCUGCUGAUGGCUACCUUAUUAGUGGCCAAGUCAAGAUCCCAAGUCUAGGGGUGAAAGGGUUUGGUCUUCAUGGAAAAAUAUCAAACAUCAAAGUCAUACUAAAUGGUGGCCAAAGAGUUACCUAUCUGAGGCCUGACGGGGUUUUCUCAUUCCAUAAUGUACCUGCGGGGACUCAUCUAAUUGAAGUGUCUGCAAUAGGUUAUUUCUUUUCUCCGGUCCGAGUUGAUGUUAGUGCUAGAAACCCAGGCAAGGUUCAGGCAGCACUGACUGAGAAUAGGAGGGGUCUCCUUACAUUUGUUUUAGAGCCACUUAGAGAGGAACAAUAUUAUGAGAUAAGGGAACCCUUCAACAUUAUGUCUAUUGUAAAGAGUCCAAUGGGUUUGAUGGUUGGAUUUAUGGUGGUGGUUGUGUUUUUGAUGCCCAAACUAAUGGAGAACAUGGAUCCCGAAGAAAUGAGGCGAACUCAAGAAGCAAUGGGAAACGGAGGACUAGCAAGCAUGUUACCUGGUGCUGCUGCGAGGAAUUAAAACAAUUAGAAAUCCACAACCCUCUCUGCAGAUGGAGCACUUCAGGAGCGGAGAUGUUGUGUACCAUUAUGCCCACAAGGGUUUUGUUUUAUUCCAGCAAAAUUCCAUAGAUACUAACCUGCUGUUGUAGAAUUAUUAUUCUUUGAAGCUAAGAAACGUGAUGUUAACAUCACGCUGACAAUACUUUUUUGUUUCUGUAUUGGUAUAUUAGUGUUAGCUUGAUUUCUACGUUUCUCUAACUCUUUACUGCCUAUAGAUGUGAAACAUAUUACCUCAUGGGCAAUGACGGAUGCAGAGGGGGUCGAGUGGGGGUUGUUGCCCCCAGUGAAUUUCCUUUUAUGCCCAACAGCUUUAUAUGUAUGUCUAAUGUUUAGUCG